AUGGGCUCCGGGGUUUGGGGAAGGUGGCGGGCGGCCCGGGUCCUACGGGCUGCGGGCGGCGGGUGGUGGCAAGCGGCAGCGCCCGGUCCCGGGGCGGUUGCUGCCUCCAGCCGAGGGCUCUGCACCGGCGAAGUGCCCAGCCUUUCCUACCAGGAACUCAAAGACUUGAAGACGGCCAACGUCCUCCACAUAGAUGUGCGGGAGAGGUGGGAGAUCGACAAGUUCGGGAAAAUCCCUAAGUCCAUCAACAUACCGUUAGGUGAAUUAGUGGAAGCUCUACAAAUGGACCCGAUGGAGUUCAAGGAGCAGUACAAUCGAAAGAUGCCAGCCAAGUCGGAUCCUGUGGUGUUCUCCUGCUUGGCAGGAACAAGAAGUAAACAAGCUCUUGGUUUUGCCAUGUCCUUGGGUUUCAGCAGAGUUCAUCAAUAUGGUGGUGGCUUUGAGGACUGGGUAACACACGAACCUCCAGAGAAAUAAUGAAGAUGACUAACCCAACACUUGUUUCAUCAUGACUUCAGGAAGGUUUGUAGGUUUUAGCAUUUAAACUAUGUGCAUUCCACUUCCAGAAUGCAGCCCACUCCUCUUUAGCUGUGUAAAUAGACUUUCACCUUUAAAUAGCCAUGCACACCAACUGCUUGGUUUAAAUUAUAUCCAAGGACUAUGACAUGAACAGAGGAUGUUAAAUUUGUUCAGCAUUUACUUUGGGCUCUGUUUUUAUGUGAAAAUAUAUGAAGAGAAUUUAAGUGCCCAUUAUGUCAACUAAGAUUUUUGUAUGAUGUUUAAACAGUUUAUGACUGUUUAAAGUAAUGGACAAAUAAAAGUAGGACAAAUAAAAUUAUCCUUUCUCAAA
Molecule: messenger RNA, 850 nt
Organism: Calypte anna (Anna's hummingbird)
Lineage: Eukaryota; Metazoa; Chordata; Aves; Apodiformes; Trochilidae
Gene: TSTD3
Product: thiosulfate sulfurtransferase like domain containing 3
Exons: 4
Coding region: 1-477 (158 amino acids)
Cellular component (GO): mitochondrion
Molecular function (GO): thiosulfate-cyanide sulfurtransferase activity
Source: RefSeq, a predicted model, not a curated record